GAUUCGAUACCCAUAGAGAAAGCAACAUGGGAACAUUUAACUUAUCAGAGGUGCAGGACGCAAAGCUAUUAUGGGGAUUUCUUCAGGCUUUGGCUGGGCGUGACUUACCCAUUGCGUCUCAAACGGUUUAUACCACAAUUGGUGCCGUAUUGAAGGUAUAUCCCAACUUAGAAUAUACCAACAUCGAAAACAUAUUGACUCUUCUUGUUGUGCACACUUAUCCGAAUUCAACUUCACCCAAAACUAUUUCCAAUAUCGUGAAGUCCAUAGUAUUUGAGCCGGCCGAGGAUACAAUCGAUGAAUCAGUAGUUGAAACUAUCAUUAGCUUCUCGUACGGGGAGCAAGAAAUACUAGAUGCUGUUGCAUUGAACUCAGCAGUAGAAAUAGUACGGGAUAGCAAAGUACAAGCAAGUCUUCUGGUCCAUAGCGAUGAAUUUCCUGAGGAGUUGAUUUUCAAGUUUGUACGUGCUAAAGUACUGUACUCUUCGAAGUAUGGCAAUAACAUAGAUGAAUUCAAGCCGCUCUUUGAACUUAUCGCAAAGUAUGAACCAUUUAUUGCGUGGUAUGCUGGAGUAGUUCAACCUUACUUAUAUUAUUGGAAUAACUUUGGCAAGUCAAGCCCAGAUUCGAUAAAAUUCGAGCAGUUUGAGAAAUUUGAUUCACAACAAGAAGUAUUUAUGGAAUUGAUAAAGCCCAUGAAUUCUUAUGUUCAUAAAGAAAGACUUGGGCUAAAGUCAUGGAUGUCUAAUGUGAUAAUACCCCACAUUAAAUUUUAUCAGAAGGACUUUGCUCCAUUAUUGCAUUGGUUGUUUGUGCCUUUCGAAGUCCAAAAGCAUACAUCCAAAUACGAAAUAUGGAACAUAACCAUUGGGACCAUAAUACAGUCAGGUGUGUUCGAUUUUGAAGACUAUAGUAGCAUCAUCAAGCAUUUUAUUGCAGGAGUAUACUUCUAUUCAAUUAGUGAAUCUGAAAUUUUAACUUCAAUUGAGACAAUCAAAGUUUAUGAUCUUAUUUUGAGCACGCUCAACUUUAUCAAGACUAAAAAGGAACCCAUAGAAUUGAAGAAUGGUUUUGAUCAACUCCCAACUUAUGAUACCUUGAAUGAGUUUGUUGAAGAUAAGUCAAAUCCUCUUGCGCCACUCUUUGAACCAACUGGACACUCAAUCUCAGCGCUAAGAAAUAUUGUUGAAACUUGCCAAAAGCUCUUUCCUAUCAAUAAGCUUACUAUCUCGAAGUACUUACAAUUGAGAUACUCCACUACCGAAUCUAAUGAUAAUAGAAGAGAGAUAAUUAAAAUAACAAGUAACCUCAACAGCUCAAAUUCUGGCCCAUUGCUUACUUCAGUUCAGAAUUUCAAAAACGCAUUUGUUCCUGCAUCAGAGCUACCUGACAUCAACACCUUAGUCAUCGAAAGAUUUCUUUCAGCUGGCUUAUUCAACUCCAUAAUGGAUUUGAACCAAGAUUUUGAGAUCCCCGAUAAUGACUUGGCUAUAAUAAUCCUAGACAAAUUUUGGGAAUGCUUUGAUCUCGCAACAAACUUUGAUGAUAGAAGUGGAAAGCUUUACGAAUGCAGCCAAUGCAUAGGUCUUCUUGAUCAAUUAGGAUCAAAGCAGUUGUUGCCUGAAACAAGAAAAAAGAUUGUUGCCAUAAAGCACUUAUUGAAAGCAAUUUCAAAUAUGAAGAACUUUAAAAUUCAUCUUGGGUAUAACAAUCCACUUACACCACACAAACUUAUCACAAAGUUUAGACCAGAAGAAGACAAUUCGUCACUUUCGUUGAUUACUUUGAUUCUUGAAUUGAAUCCCAAGUCAUACUUAGCGUUUGAGAAGUUAUACAAGAUAUUGAAUGAUUUGAACCUCUUCUUCGUUGAAGAUAGUCAAGAUUCACCUGAAAGUGAAACAGAUCAGUCGAGCCGAUCGGCUUUUAAUAAGCUUAAAGCUGCUUGUAUUGAGUCUGCUUUGAUCGAUAACAAUUUUCCGUUUGCUUAUAAGAAUUCCAAGCAAUUGUUCGAACACCAGGAGAAUUUGAAUGAACUCUGGUUGACCUUUUAUCAGGUUGGUAAGUAUAUUUCUCCAGAUGAUCCCGAGACCAUUGAUAUUCUACUCAAACAAAGAGAAAUACUUAGUUUGACCCUAGAGGUAUUGUCAUUUUCAAGUAAUACCAAAGCCAUUUUGAGACAGUGGCAAGUGGUUAACGAGAAAAUCGAGGCUCAUUACACCGACUCAAUUGUCGAGGAUGUGACCAAGUUCAAUGACAUAACAAUAUCUAGCGAGUUCAAGGAGAAUAUCGGCGCUAUUGCUAAUGACAUCAUAAACGAGGCAACUGCCUCUACAAAUCACGCAAGUGAGAAAUUGUCGAAGAUGUUUGUUUCUGGCUUAGGAUGGGCAAUUGGUGCCAAUACACAUUAAUUGUCGUCUGGUUUGACGUUUCAUACAAAAGCUUCUGGAUCAUAUCAUUAAAUAAGAGCUGUAGUCACAUGAUAAAUAUCACAUGAUACAAUCGCGUCUAGUUUCUUAAAACAGUACUUGUC
Messenger RNA from Suhomyces tanzawaensis NRRL Y-17324, 2530 nucleotides. RefSeq lists its product as uncharacterized. Bases 27 to 2408 code for a protein of 793 amino acids. Gene Ontology annotation, biological process: retrograde vesicle-mediated transport, Golgi to endoplasmic reticulum. The record is from RefSeq and is a predicted model, not a curated record. NCBI's taxonomy places the organism in Eukaryota, Fungi, Ascomycota, Pichiomycetes, Serinales, Debaryomycetaceae. The transcript has a single exon.